Molecule: messenger RNA, 3705 nt
Organism: Anopheles stephensi (Asian malaria mosquito)
Lineage: Eukaryota; Metazoa; Arthropoda; Insecta; Diptera; Culicidae
Product: ribosome biogenesis protein BMS1 homolog
Exons: 3
Coding region: 103-3654 (1183 amino acids)
Biological process (GO): maturation of SSU-rRNA from tricistronic rRNA transcript (SSU-rRNA, 5.8S rRNA, LSU-rRNA); endonucleolytic cleavage of tricistronic rRNA transcript (SSU-rRNA, 5.8S rRNA, LSU-rRNA); ribosome biogenesis
Cellular component (GO): 90S preribosome; nucleus
Molecular function (GO): GTPase activity; U3 snoRNA binding; GTP binding
Source: RefSeq, a predicted model, not a curated record
CCAAUGUCAACAAACUCAUGUGUUUUGAAAGCAUGCGGCAUGGUGAAUUGCGUGUGAGCGGCAUUUCUUUUCUGAAAACGGUGUAAAAAUUCCCAUCAAACCAUGGCUGACGAUAGUUCCCAUACCGAGACCAAAAAGGCCCACAAAAAGCGCCAUUCAGGCGUGAAGGCGGACAAGAAGAAGGCCAAAAACAAACCAACCGAGCGGACGAAAAACCCGAAAGCCUUCGCAAUCACCAAGGCCCGCUCGGCAGAGAAGCGAUUCCGGCGUAAGGAGGAUCUAACCACCAAAAAGCAACAUAUCCCCAUCGUCGAUAAAACACCGGAAGAACCACCGCCCGUACUGAUCGCAGUGGUAGGACCACCGAAGGUUGGCAAAACCACGCUGAUCAUGAAUCUGAUAAAAAACUUCACCAAAACAAACGUGACGAAAGUGAAUGGGCCCAUUACGGUGGUUACUUCGAAGAAGCGGCGCAUCACACUGAUCGAGUGUAACAACGAUAUCAACAGCAUGAUCGAUGUGGCCAAGUGUGCCGAUUUGGUGUUGCUGCUGGUGGAUGCGAGCUUCGGUUUUGAGAUGGAGAUAUUUGAAUUCCUCAACAUCUGCCAGGUGCACGGAAUGCCGAAGAUUAUGGGCAUACUGAAUCAUCUGGACAUGAUCAAGAAUGCAAAGGCGUUGAAAAUGCAGAAGAAGUUGUUGAAGCAUCGCUUCUGGACGGAGGUGUACGAUGGCGCUAAACUGUUCUACCUUUCGGGGCUUAUUCAUGGUGAAUAUUUGAAGAACGAGAUCCGGAAUCUGGGUCGCUUCAUAUCGAUUAUGAAGUUCCGGCCGCUUACCUGGCGCGGUGCCCACAGCUACCUAAUUGCUGACCGCAUGGAGGACAUAACGAACGCGGAACAGAUUCGUUUGAACGCCAAAUGUGACCGUAACGUGGUGCUGUACGGGUACGUGCGAGGCGUACCGUUGAAGAAGGAGAAUAUGGUCCACAUCGCAGGGUUGGGUGAUAUGCCGAUCGAUGAGCUUAGCACACUGCCCGAUCCGUGUCCGCUGCCGUCGGGUGAGAAGAAGCGUAGCCUGAUGGAGAAAGAGCGUCUGCUUUACGCACCGAUGUCCGGCGUUGGGGGAAUCGUGUACGAUAAGGAUGCGGUGUAUAUCGAGCUGCAAGGUUCGCACAGCCACAAGCACGGGCCGAAAAACUCCGAACAGCAACAGAUCGUUGAUUCGUUCAUCGAGAAGAAGGAAACGUUCGAUGUGACGAUCGACAAUCAGGAGUUCCGGCUGUUUAGCGGCGGUGCUGUGAUUAAGUCGUCCGAUUUCGUUGACGAGGCAAAACCGGUUGAGCUUGAAUCGGAUGAGGAUGAGGAUGAACGGGAUGAUGAGGAUGACGACGAGGAGGAGGAGGAGGAGGAGGAAGAUUCCGGGCUGGAAGAUUCUGACGAUGAAGAAGAAGUGGGUAAAGGCGCACGAUUGGGCUGGAUACCGGAUGAGGGCGAUGGUGGUGAGGAUGACGAGGAAGAAGGUUCCAGCGAUGAGGACGAUGAGGAUGAUAUGAACGACAUGGACGCACUAGGCAAAAAGUCUCGCUCAAGCGGAUAUCUCUCGUCAGACGAUGAGCAAACGGCUUCCGGCAGCAACACGAUGGCCUGGAAAGAUGGGCUAGCAGCUCGCGCCCGCAAAGACUACCUAGAACGGUUGGCCACGAACAAAAACCUCAUGAAAAUAGUGUACGGAGUGUUCAGCAAGUUCCACAAACGCCAGCAAGAGCGGGAAGCAGCCGAGGCCGAAAACGCCGAAUCGGAGGACGAAGACUUACUCGGCGGAAUAUUCAAAAGCGUUACCCAGAAGCAAACGGAACUGCAGAAGAAAAAGAGCGUCCAGGAUGGGGAUGAAUGUUGCUUUUUCGAGGAGUACGGUGACGGGGUGCGGGAUUGGACGGCGGCGGACAAUAAGGACCUCAUAAGGAACUGCUUCGUGACGGGCAAAUGGAAAGCGUCGGAAGAUGCGGAAGAGCUGCUCAAGCUGGACGAUAUGAGCGAUGGCGAUAGUGAUGUGUACGGUGACUUUGAGGAUCUGGAAACGGGCGAAAAGCAUGAAGCUCCGAAAGGCUCUAAGGGCUCCAAAAAGUCCGACCAGGAACCCGACCCCAGUGAGGAUGGCGAGGAUGGAGAAGCGAAGGAAGGUGAUGGUGCGAAGGGCGUCAAGCGGAAGGUGACACGGAUCGAGGAGAAAAACAUGUCCCGCACCGAGCUGAUGGCAAAGAAGAUGAAGCUGAAGGCAAAGUUCGAUUCCGAGUACGACAAUCCGGAAAAGGACGAUCAGCGCAUCGAGGGCGAUCAUCAGUACUACGAGAAGCUGAAAGCGGACGCUCUGCGCCAGUCAGAGCUCAACAAGAAAGAGUUUGCCAACCUGGACGAGGAUGUGCGGCUAAACAUCGAAGGCCACCGAGCGGGGCUGUACGUGCGCAUGAGCUUUAAAAACAUUUCCGCCGAAUUUGUGGAGCAUUUCGAUCCGGCUUACCCGGUACUGAUCGGUGGCCUAAACAUGGUGGAAGAGAACGUCGGGUACGUGAACUGCAAGGUGAAAAAGCACCGGUGGUACAAGAAAACGCUGAAAACGGGAGAUCCCCUAAUCAUUUCACUCGGCUGGCGACGGUUCCAGACGGUCCCGAUCUACGCCAAGGUGGAGGAUGAUUUUAAGCAUCGCUACCUCAAGUACACACCGAACCACGUGACGUGCAGUAUGAGCUUCUGGGGUCCGAUUACACCGCAGAACACGGGCAUGAUGGCCAUCCAGACGGUGGCGUACGAUCAGAAGGAGGUACGAAAGCUUGGCUUCCGUGUGGCGGCAACCGGCGCCGUUAGCGAAUCGGACAAGAACGUGGAGAUUAUGAAGAAGCUCAAGCUAAUCGGAACACCGGAGAAAAUCUAUCAGAAAACGGCCUACGUGAAGGGUAUGUUCAACUCGACGCUCGAGGUGGCCAAAUUCGAGGGCGCAAAGAUACGUACCGUGUCCGGCAUUCGGGGUCAGAUCAAGAAAGCCGUCCCGCCGGAAGGUUCAUUCCGUGCCACGUUUGAGGAUCGCAUUCAGCUGAGCGAUAUCGUGUUCUGUCGCACCUGGUUCCGGGUGAAUGUGCCGAAGUUUUACGCACCCGUGACGAACCUGCUGCUGCCGCAGGAGCAGAAAACUCAGUGGAUCGGUAUGAAAACGUUGGGCCAGUUGAAGCGCGAAAAGAACAUUCAGUUCGAGCCGAAGGAGGACAGCACGUACAAGAAGAUUGUGCGUGAAAAGCUUUCCUUCCGGCCGUUGGUCAUACCGAAAAGCCUUCAGAAGGCGCUGCCGUACAAGGAUAAGCCGAAGCUGGGACCGGUGAAUCCGAAAAAAUCGUUCGAAAGCGAACGUGUGGCGGUGGUUCUGUCGCCGCACGAGCAGAAGGUGGCCAAAAUGAUGAACAUGAUUAAGACCAACUUCAAAACCAAGGCGAGCAAACAGCUGCGCCAAACCAGGGAACGGUCAAAGAAGUACAAGAAGCAGCAGAUGAACGAAAAGUUUAAAAAGCUACAGCGCCAGAAGGAGCUGAAAAAGAAGGUGUUCAAGGCGAUCAGUAAAAUGGAUGCGAAAAAUGAGGAGAAAAAGAAGGGCGGCGUAAAGCAGUGAACGAGUUUUCCCUUUAGGGUGAAAUAAAGAAUGUUUAAAUAAUUUAAAAAA